Messenger RNA from Cetraspora pellucida, 3015 nucleotides. NCBI's taxonomy places the organism in Eukaryota, Fungi, Glomeromycota, Glomeromycetes, Diversisporales, Gigasporaceae. The record is from the annotation of a GenBank genome assembly.
AUGAUUAGAAACCAUAAUCUAUCUAUCGAUACAGCUGCCGCUCGCGGUCAAAACAUUAACACAUCUCCCGAAGAUUUGAGUGAUGAAUCCGACGAUGACUUGUCACCCUCCCCUAUAAUCGAUGAAAAUAUCGAUUUUUCCUUAGUUUAUGCGUUACAUAAUUUUAAAGCGACUGUCGAAGGACAAACUACCGUUGACAAAGGUGAUUCACUAAAUUUGUUGGAUGAUUCGAAUAGUUAUUGGUGGUUGGUUAAAGUUGUGAAAACCGAAGAAGUUGGUUAUAUACCUGCUGAGAACAUUGAGACACCUUACGAACGAUUGGCGAGAUUAAACAAACACAGAAAUGUCACUUUAAGCUCAUCACUAAAUAAUACUGAAGAGGAUAAUUUACUUAAUGAUCAGAAAAAAUAUCAAGGCAGGAAAGUCGUUUUUUUCACAUCUCCAGAAUUUAUUGAGACGACAACCCAAGAAAAAGUUGAAAUAGAUGAACCUGUGGAAGAAAAUAGGAAUGUGAAUCAAGAAACUGCAACGUCACACUCUGUAUCAACACAAGUCGAUGAAAAUAUUAAUCCAUAUACUUUGAGAGAAUUUACUAGUCCAACACCAACAGGACAAAAUGGGCAACAAGACGGGUUGCAUCGUCAAAAAUAUGGUUAUCCUGCGGAACAGCAACACGGAUUAUCUAUAAGUAAUCCGACGACACCGACCACGGAAAUAUCAAAAAACGCUGUGAAAAAAGGAAUAUUUAAGAGUCUAUUUAAAUGGAAAAAGAGAGCUACGCAAUCUAAAACUAACCAUAAUACCGGUACUACCAGUGCUAACGGUACUAACAGUACUCCUCGACCCAGUAUUGAUUCGCAACAAAGUUCACCUAAACAAGUUCUUCAUGAAUACUGCGUUAUUCGCGUCUUUGCUGGUCAAAAUUUGCCAACAAAUUUCCAAUCUAAAACUAUAUUGUUACAUAAAAAUUCAACUACAACAUCAUUUAUAAAACAAGCGAUACAACGGUUUAAAUUAGAUGAUGGAAAUUUUGAUAAUUAUUAUAUUUCCAUAAAAGAAAUAAAUAAAGAUGAAAAAUAUUUAAUUCCUGAUCAAAAUCCGUUCGAAAUUUUCUCCCAAUUAAUUUCAUAUUAUUCAAUAACAUUACCAUCUAUUCGAAGAUCAUCUAUUUCUUCAAAUCUUUCAGAUGAUGAAACAAUCAAGAAAUUACAAUUACAUGAUGGUCCAAAUACUGUUUGUUUAUGUUUAAACAAAAAAACAAAAGUCGGUGAAAAAAAGUUACGUGUCCGUGUCCUUAUUUAUCCGGAUGAUUUACCCGUUAGUCUUCGAUCAACAAAAGUGACCGAAUCUCGAACAUCUAUGUCUGUACCUAAGCAUCUUGCUGAAAAAGCUGCAAGAAGACGUUCGAAAGAAGAAGCAAAACCUAAAGAAAAAUCAUUAAUUGUAACUGCAAAUGCAACCGUUAGACAGGUUAUAGAAAAAGCGAUGGACAAAAUUGGUAUUACUGAGGGCAUUGUUGAUGAUGGUGGAAUAUACGAUGAUGAAAAAUUACGUUAUCAACUUAUGAUUAUAGUCAACGGUGAAGAAAAAUUUAUUAACCCGAAUGCUAACAUAAUUUCCGUCUAUCAAUCACCACCGGACCUUCGUCAUUUUUCUAUGGAUUCAAUAGAUUCACAAUCAUCUUUAGCAUUAGAUUAUCGUCCUGAUGAGUCUAUAUUUGUUUUAAGACUUUUAAGACCAGAAGAACGGCAACAACGUGCAAUGCCAUCAGCUGAAGAAGUGAAACGUUAUACUCAAGAUGUUAGAAUGUUAGGAACAACUAAUCAGCAAUCAAUAGAUAGAGAGGAUGCAUUAGUAAAAAAACAUCUUAUUGAACAACAACGUCAAUAUAGUCAAGCAAGACAAAAAUCCAUUAUAUCUGCACGGAAAAAUCAAGAACAAGGUGUCGAUAUUGUUACUGACAUGGGUGCUAUUCGGAGUUCACGUGUUUUUGGAAAUAGAGUACGAUACUCUUUUAUUUCAGCAGGAGGAGAUACUUUUGAUAUUAGUAAACUUAUUGAAGAUAUGUGGGGUGAUGAUGAAUUAUUAAACAUAAAUGAUCAAGAUGAACAAUCGUCAUUAGACCAAAAUAAUGAAUCCGCAGAUUCUUUAGCAGUUAACGCUAAAAAACAAAGACGGAGAAGUACAACACAAGAAGUUGAUAUUUUAGAGAAACUAAUGAUUAACCAAGAUAAUGAUGAAUUACCUGAAGAUAAAAAAGUUAAAAUUGAACAAGUAUUGAGCAAGGUUAAGGCUGGUCAUUAUGAAAACGGUAAUGUUCCAAGCAUUACAUCCGCACUUCGGAACAGACGAAACAAUAAUGCUAAUGAUAUAAAUGAAUCACCACAAACUUUACAAUACAAACAUGAUACCUCCAUUAAUAAUGUCGUUAAUAAUGUUAAUGGUAGAAAUGAAUCACCACAAACUUUACAAUAUAGGCAUGAUAUCUCCGUUAAUCAUGUCAUUAAUAAUGUUAAUGGUAGAAAUGAAUCACCACAAACUUUACAAUCUAGACAUGAUAUCUCCAUUAAUAAUGUCAUUAAUAAUGUUAAUGGUAGAAAUGAACUAUCACCAACUUCACAAUCUAAACAUGAUAUCUCCAUUAAUAACGGAGAUAUGACUAAUGAUUUAUUACCUAAUACUACCAAUAAUAACUUAUUCCAAAAUAUGGAUGAUAAUCAAAGUAUUAUUGGAUCAACCGCCUCCCUUUUAGAAAAUGAUUGGGUAUUAUCAGAUGAUUUUGGAUUGCAAGAACUUUUAGUACUUGUUAGAUCAGGAGUAAACAUGUUGGAAAUAAAGCAAAGGAGGAGAAGCGGAUGGCAUUUACAUGAUGAUCCUGAAAAAAUUCUUGAACGGAUUAAUCCCGCAGAUAUUAGAGAUGAAAUUAGAUCAGUGUUUGAGGGUGUAAAUGAUGAACUUGAUAUAUUAGAAUUGGAAUUGGAUCGAAUAAUGGACGAUGCUAUAAGAGUUUUUUAA